Messenger RNA from Tripterygium wilfordii, 1921 nucleotides. Its product is annotated as probable protein S-acyltransferase 14. Gene Ontology annotation, cellular component: Golgi apparatus; endoplasmic reticulum. Lineage: Eukaryota; Viridiplantae; Streptophyta; Magnoliopsida; Celastrales; Celastraceae. The coding region runs from base 418 to 1335 and encodes 305 amino acids. Gene Ontology annotation, molecular function: protein-cysteine S-palmitoyltransferase activity. Gene Ontology annotation, biological process: protein targeting to membrane; peptidyl-L-cysteine S-palmitoylation. The transcript is spliced from 7 exons. The record is from RefSeq and is a predicted model, not a curated record.
ACUGAAUUGAAUUUUUCCCAUUUUUUUCCCCAAUCAAAAACAGUAACCCAAUCACAUUACCCUUUUUCUGUUUCUUUUUCAGUAAUCCAACUCUCGCAAAUCAGUACCUUACCGGAUAAAGUAUCAACUCAAAUCCGACGACAAUGGAUUCCAGACAUGAAUCCCAAAUCCCAUAAACCCUCUAGAAUCGCAAAUCCACAACUCAAAUAACAAAUUCACUUCCUUUUGUUUAUUUUUUGAAGUUUUUAAAAAUUAUUUUUGAAGAUGCCCUCAACAGCUUCAACGUCUUCAGCUGGAUUAUUUGAUAUUUAAUUACUGAAUCUUCAGUAUCUGCUUCGAUAAAUUGUAGCAAGCAGAAGCAGUUUUGCUUCUCAAAAUAUAGAUCUUGCUAAUUUUUGUUUUUUUCCGUCUUGGAGUAUGCACAGAUCUGGAGUUGUUAUGGCGUGGAAUGUCUUCAAAUUCUGCACGGCCUUGAGGGGCCUGGGCUCGAUCAUGAUCCUCUUGGUGCUCGGGGUGGUGGGUGUCACCUAUUACGCUGUAGUUUUGACCAAUUUUGGCCCGGCUUUGUACGACGGUGGCCUGGAUUCCCUCAUUGCUCUUGCUGUUUUGAUCCCCUUCCACUUGCUGCUGAUGAUGUUAUUAUGGAGCUAUUUUUCAGUGGUUUUGACCGAUCCCGGUAGUGUGCCUCCUAAUUGGAGGCCUGCUGUCGAUGAGGAGAGAGGGGAGGCUGACCCAUUAAGUGGUCCAGAAUUUAGUUCUUUGCAGGUUGACCCAUCUAGUCAAAGGGUCCGCUAUUGUAGGAAAUGUAACCAGCAGAAGCCACCUCGUUGCCAUCAUUGCUCUGUUUGUGGGCGGUGUGUGCUGAAGAUGGAUCACCAUUGUGUAUGGGUUGUCAAUUGUGUUGGGGCAUUAAAUUACAAGUAUUUUCUACUAUUUUUGUUUUACACAUUUCUUGAGACAAGUCUUGUGACUUUGGCACUGCUACCACAUUUCAUUGCAUUUUUUAGUGAUGGAGAGAUUCCUGGAACUCCUGGCACCCUUGCAACUACAUUUCUUGCCUUUGUUUUGAAUCUAGCAUUUGCAUUGAGUGUUUUGGGCUUUCUGAUCAUGCACGUAUCUUUGGUGGCUGCUAAUAUGACAACUAUUGAGGCAUAUGAGAAGAAGACCACCCCUAAAUGGCGAUAUGACCUUGGUCGGAAGAAGAACUUUGAACAGGUGUUUGGCAUGGACAAGCGAUCCUGGUUCAUUCCAGCUUAUAAAGAAGAAGAUAUACGACGAAUGCCUGCACUUCAAGGCCUUGAAUAUCCAUCGAAGCCAGACUUUGAUUCGCAAUAGUUCCAAGUACCAGUUGCAGCUCGUGAGGAAACUCUCGAGUAUUUUCUUGUAACAAAAGAUACGGAGCCCCAAGAAUCUUUUCAUUCAUCUUAACCUAUGAACAUCGUCCUGCUAAUUUGGCCUCCUAACCGUUCAUUCCCCUGGGAAUCACUGUACAAACGUGGGUGGGAGAGAAAAGGAAGCACUGUAACAUAGUGUUCAAGGCAGACAUCUUUUUCGCGGGAUGGUGUAGAAGGGUUAAUUUUCUCUGAUGGGUAACCACUAAUUACACUUUAGGGGCUCCUGAAUUCUUACAAUGAUGAAUGCUGCUUUCUGCCAACUUGAUGGCAGCAUUGGUACACUGAAGCUUCUGUAGGUUUGUUGUUUGGUUAGUUGGAAAUAUAACUGAACACAGAUUAUCAUUCUCGUGUAUGCUUGUUGAAAAUUUUAUUCUGAAAUUUGAAGUGCAUUGGAUGCACAUCUUCUUUCUUUCUUGAAGUUUCAUCUCAUUGUAAGUUUCAAAGACAUAUUAAACUUCAAGAACUGUGGGCAAGGAGAAAUUUCCACCAUGAACUCUUCCUUUCUUUCAUGAAAAGUUUAUUUGUGC